UCCCAGAGUCGGUGACCCGUUGCUUAAGAUCGAAGAAGAAAGUUACGUUCUCCCCACAUUUUCAAUAUUCAAAACUACAACGGCUAUAUUCUCGACUCCCCCUUCUCACUUGUCUCUGAAACAAAAGCCCAUCUUCUCUCUUUUGUCUCAAAACACAUAACAACAGCUAUGGAGAACAACGAAUCUGUGCCAAAUCGCGUUGUGGGCCCUGGCGAGGAUGACACAUGUGCUAUAUGCUCAAAGCUGUUUCGAUUCAGGGACAUCGUAUCUGUGGUAGGAAAGGAGCAGCCGCACAUAUUUCAUUUUGAUUGCUACGGCUAUGGUGUGGAAGUGACGCAAUUGCUUGAUGACGAUGACCAUGGAAGAACGGGGACAUCAGCCCGUUGCCCUCUCUGCAGAGAAAAGAUCAAUUAUGGAGACUAUCUUACUUAUUUACAUCUCGAGGAGGGUUUAACACGGCUCCGCGUCGACCAGUAUCCACCUCCACCACCACCACCGCGUCGUCUCCCACCAGUGCCUGCCGGAGAUCAGCCUCCACCACCUCCACCUCCACCUCCGCCCCCGCCGCCGCCUGAUGGAGACGACGAUGCUGAGAUGUUUGAAGAUGCCUUUACAGGGCCAGCCCGGGGCGACAACCCAACAACAUCUUCCCACACGUUGGACGUAAGCGAGGGAUUUGAAUCUCCUAUGAGCCCUACUUGGCCAUCAACAACAACAAGUCACAUCAAAUUCCUGAGGCGGGACUCAUCAAAAUCUGCCCAACAGCUUGCGUCUCAGUAUGAUACUUUGCAUGAUACUGAUCUGUCAUCUUUCAUCAACAAGAUUCAUAUCUGGCUCAAUCAAUUGAGGUAUGUUGCAGCAGGCAGUAGACCCCUUUUUAAAACAUACAAUGGCACCUAUAAAAAUACUACAGCACCAGCCCAGAAGAACAUCCAGGAAGCUCUCAACUGUGCCGGGCUUGGGUCACAGAUCAAAGCCACUGUGCUCUUCAAUGCUGUCAUCUACUUCUCCCCUGCCUCAGACCCAGUUCCAUCCACGGGAGACUUCCAGCUGGAAAUUAAAGAUAAUGCGAUUGAGAUAAUCCAAUACCCAUACACCAGUGAUGCUCCAUUCACUGUCAACAUCUACCCUUUCCUCUGCCUGUAUGGAAGUGCCUAUCUCCCUUUUGAAUUUGCUUUCUUUGAAGCAAACAUUGACACCGUUGAUUGGUCUUUAACCAAAGCUGGGUUCCCUGAAAUGAAUAUCAUAGUUGGAGAGGCGGGUUGGUCAACUGAUGGGGUUGUAAAUGCCAAUAUCCCAAGUGCCGAAAGGUUUCAUCAGGGAAUGCUUGAACAUGCCUUGAGCGGAAAUGGAACUCCAGCUAGGGAAGGCAUGAUUGAUGUUUACCUUUACAGCCACAUUGAUGAAAAUGCUAAAAGCAUUGCUCCCGGCUGCUUUGAGAGGGACUGGGGCCUGUUCGAGUUCGAUGGGAAGCUGAAAUACGAGUUGGAUUUGUCGGGUUCAGUGCAGAAUAAGGGAAUUGUAGCCGUGGAAGGGAUGUUCAAAAGGUGGUGUGUGCUGAAUCCAGAUGCUAAAGAUUUGUAUGGCUUGCCAAGUAGCGUUGACUAUGCUUGUGGUCUUUCAGAUUGUACUGCAUUGGGUUAUGGUUCUUCUUGCAAUAACCAUAGUGUUUCUGUGGCGUGAAGCUCAGAGCUGGCAUUAGGAAGCCUGCUUGGCGUUUCUGUUCGUCUGCCAUUUAGUUGCCUUAAUUCUCUGUUGUGAUCUUCUUGUCUAAAAUGUUUGGUUAUACACAUAGCCAUAUAGGUAAUCUUCUAUACAAGGUCUACAGGCACAGUAAUGUAGCCCUUAUACAUGCGCAAGCAUUUUCUGUAUCCGUAAAAUAGUGUGGAAGAACAAUGCAAUUUCUCUUUGCUGUAAGACUAAACUGAGAAAAUAGAUUUUACUUUCGA
Molecule: messenger RNA, 1949 nt
Organism: Rosa rugosa (rugosa rose)
Lineage: Eukaryota; Viridiplantae; Streptophyta; Magnoliopsida; Rosales; Rosaceae
Product: glucan endo-1,3-beta-glucosidase 8-like
Exons: 4
Coding region: 169-1683 (504 amino acids)
Biological process (GO): carbohydrate metabolic process
Cellular component (GO): plasma membrane
Molecular function (GO): hydrolase activity, hydrolyzing O-glycosyl compounds
Source: RefSeq, a predicted model, not a curated record